AUGGGUAUGAAGGUAUUGGUGACUGGCGCCUCUGGCUUGCUGGGGCGUGCUGUUAUGCAGACGUGCAUCCGGGCUGGACAUCAUGUCGUGGGUCUGGCAUUUUCACGAGCCUCUGACGCCAUCCAGCAGCUAGAUCUUACAGACGCAGACGCUGUGUAUGAUGUGGUGCGUCGUGAGCAUCCUGAGGUUGUUAUCAACUUGGCUGCAGAGCGACGUCCCGAUGUUGUUGAGCAGAAUCCCGACGCAGUCAAGAAGCUCAAUGUUGAGGCGCCUGCUGUGCUCGCGAAGGCAUGUCGGGAGCUGGACCCACCUGCCUACUUGAUUCAUAUUUCCACGGACUAUGUCUUUGACGGGCGCAAUCCCCCCUAUGCGGUCACAGAUGCCACAAACCCAUUGAACGCGUAUGGAAGAAGUAAGCGCGAUGGCGAAUCGGCCGUCUUGGCUUCUGCAUUGCCAGGCCAUGCGACUAAUCUUCGCCUGCCUGUCUUGUACGGCGAAACUCUCUUUCCCGGAGAAUCGGCCGUGAAUGUACUUCUUGAGGCAAUUCAACCGCGGGAAAGUCGCAUCCGCAUGGAUGCACACUCUGUGCGAUAUCCAACCAACGUGACUGAUGUCGCGCGCGUCAUUGAGCAGCUUGCCACUCUCUACCAGAAGCGACUCCAUUCGUCCUCAUCGCCUAUGCCAAGUGCGCUGCACUUUUCUGCCCAGGAGUCUAUGACUAAAUAUGACAUGUGUCUCACCUUUUCCCGCCUGUGGAAUGAUGUGUGUGGCGAAGCCGUGUCUUCUACGGACCAUCUGAAUCCCCAGUAUGAAGAGGAUCCACGUGCUGCCACGCAACGGCCUGGCAACUGCCACUUGGAUGUCCAAGCCACUGCCGACUUGGGCAUCGAUGUGCACUGUGUGCUGUUUGAAGAGUGGUGGCGCGACUACCUGGCUCGCUGCGGCCCACCGACGUCGUCAUCCAAAUCCACUGAAUCCCAGAGCCAGUUGGAAUCCAAGCCUGACAUAAACAAUUCCCCACCUUCAGCAUCCGUUUCUGACAAUGAGCGAACCAAGCCCACUCGGGAAGACAUGGACCAUAACCAAGGUACGAAGAACGUCUCUAACAGCGAGGACUCUAGUCUAGGUGCCAUGGGUGAUAAGGCGCUACCGGCGCCUGCAGUGGCGGACCAUAACAGUCACAACGAGGACGAUGAUUUGGAGCGCUACGGCACAAGGACACCAUCAGAACAGCUGCAGACCAGCGACCAUACGAAUGAGACGCAGUGCGAUCCCCCUGUUGAGUUUACCGUGCGCGUGGGUGAUCCGCAGCGUGUGGGUGAUCCCGUGACAGCACAUGUCGUAUACACUGUUCGCCUCACAACAAAUGCGCCUUGGUUUGCGCGGUCAGAGCUCUCUGUACUGCGUCGAUACAGUGAUUUCCGCUGGCUUCAUGCUGCCAUGGUGCACAAUCAUCCAGGCGUAGUCGUGCCACCGAUCCCCGAAAAGGUCAAGUUGGGUCGCUUUGCACCAGAGCUCGUCGAAUUCCGGCGCAGGUCGCUAGAGCGCGCGUUGCACAAAAUCUUGCUUCAUCCCAUGUUGCAAAGAGACGACGACUUGAAAUUGUUUUUGGAAAGCUCGAAUUUAUCCGCCGAUAUCCACGACCGUGAUGCUCGGAAGGGUCGCGUCAUCACACCUGAGUAUAAGACGUACUUCGGAUGGAGUCAGGCGCUACAGCAAUACCGUUUUGAGGAUCCAGAUGACUGGUUUUCUCGACAGCUGGACUAUAUGGGCCAAUUCGAAAUCCGUAUGAAGGAGAUGGCUGAGGGAAUCUCGGUCCUGUCUCAGAAACGCAUGGCCCUCGCAGCUGCCCAAGAGCAGUUGUACCAGACUCUUGUGGCACUCUCUAGCAGCAACUUGUCCCGCAGUGUAUCCACAUGUUUUGCGGCGUUGGGAGACAUGAAAAAGCGGUCGGCGCUGGCGUCGACAGCAUUAGCAGACCACGAAGCCAAUGUUUUGGGUCUGGUCGUGUAUGAAUAUGAACGCAUGGUCGGCAGCGUCCGCAAAGCCUUUGCUACGCGCGAAGAAGUUUGGCAGGCAUGGCAACAUGCAGACGAUGAACUUUCGCGUGUUCGCUCAAAGUAUGCGAGGCCAAAUGACGCUCAUAUUGAUACACAGAACCAUGCUCUAACACACGCACAAAUCGCACACGCGGCUCUUCAUACUCGGUUCGAAGAAGUCACGCGUCUCUGCAAGUUGGAAGUCGAAAAGCUUGAGCGUGAUAAGGUCGCAGAUCUUCGCAAAGCUUUUGAGGACUAUGUCCAUAAAUUUCGUCUUGUGCAACACGACCUCAUGGAUGAGUGGGCUCAUUGCGAAUCUAUUGUCCUCCGCGUGACGAAUAAAAGCAACAGGGUACGUACAAAUAUGAGGGCGAGGGGUGAGGAGCAAGAGUAUGGUUUGGUAUAUUUUGAUGGAAUGUGA
Malassezia globosa CBS 7966 is the source of this 2460-nucleotide messenger RNA. RefSeq lists its product as uncharacterized. The transcript has a single exon. Gene Ontology annotation, molecular function: phosphatidylinositol binding; methionine adenosyltransferase regulator activity. Lineage: Eukaryota; Fungi; Basidiomycota; Malasseziomycetes; Malasseziales; Malasseziaceae. The record is from RefSeq and is a predicted model, not a curated record. Bases 1 to 2460 code for a protein of 819 amino acids. Gene Ontology annotation, biological process: S-adenosylmethionine biosynthetic process. Gene Ontology annotation, cellular component: methionine adenosyltransferase complex.